Myotis davidii is the source of this 500-nucleotide messenger RNA. RefSeq names its product T-cell-interacting, activating receptor on myeloid cells protein 1-like. The record is from RefSeq and is a predicted model, not a curated record. NCBI's taxonomy places the organism in Eukaryota, Metazoa, Chordata, Mammalia, Chiroptera, Vespertilionidae. The transcript has 3 exons. Gene Ontology annotation, cellular component: plasma membrane. The annotation marks the transcript as partial.
UCAGCGGGGAACUGUGACCACCCCAGCUUUUCGCGCUUCUGUGGACGGCGCUGGUGCAGGACUCCAGGACAGGCUGACGUGACACUAUGAUCCAUACACUGCUUCCUCUCCUCUGUCUCAGGCUGUGUGCUGGCCAAGACCUAAGAAGAGACGGAGAAUUACCUAAACCUUCCCUCCACGCCCGCCCAGGGCGCAAGGUGACUGCAGGAGAAAACGUGAUUCUGCAGUGCCAGCUACCCAGGCCCGUGAUAGAACCUCACACGUUUGCUCUGCUGAAGAAAGGAACCGCAACACCCAUACAGCUCCAGAGUGCAGUAGGAAUUCAGACAGAAUUCCCCCUGCCAAGUGUGACCAUCAGUGACACUGGGGCCUACAGCUGUGUGUACUACCAACCGAGGGCUCCUUUCUCGGCCUCAAGGCCCAGUGAUGAGCUCACGAUCUUGGUGACAGGUAAGGAUUCUGCAAGAUUUUGUGAACUUCAAUUCCCAGUCCAGCCAGAU